This is a messenger RNA of Patiria miniata (bat star), 5999 nucleotides long. RefSeq names its product tetraspanin-18-like. Lineage: Eukaryota; Metazoa; Echinodermata; Asteroidea; Valvatida; Asterinidae. The coding region runs from base 300 to 1037 and encodes 245 amino acids. Gene Ontology annotation, cellular component: membrane. The transcript is spliced from 7 exons. The record is from RefSeq and is a predicted model, not a curated record.
ACUCGCAUGUGACCACCGAAUAGUGUACAGAGGGUGUGGUGAAAGUUGAAGCCCCAUUCAGUUUCAGUUCGCCUGACUGUCACUUUGCUUUCUCGUAAAAUUUGUGGAGCAUCUGUGCUAUUUUGGUCGUCCAUCUGCUGACUGAAUUGCAGGAAAAGAAUAGUGUUAGCAACAUUUUGGUAAGGAUUUACUGUGUGUCGAUGCUGAUCGAUCAGUUCACCCUUCUGGAUUUUUGAAGUUAGAAAAAGUAAUUUCUUCGGUGUUUUUUCCCGACGCGGCCCAGAAGCCAGCUUGCCUAAAUGACAAUGGAAGGGUGUGGAGCCAAAUGCAUCAAAUUUCUCCUUUUUGUGAUCAACUUCAUUGUGGCACUAUGUGGUCUAGGCCUGAUUGCCACAGGUCUUCUCAUCAAGUUUGGAGCCGUUGACUUUAUCCCCAUCGACGAUGUGGCCAACCUGCUGAACAGCCAGCUGUUGCGGAGCGCCGUUUACAUCAUCAUCGCGGCCGGCGGCUUCGUGUUCCUCGUCGCCGUCUGCGGCUGCUUCGGGGCGCUGUGCGAGAGCAAGUGUCUGCUGGUUCUGUAUUUCUUGCUUCUGUUCAUCGUGUUUGCCGGCCAGAUCGCAGCGGGCAUUCUGGCCGCGUUGUACACGCGUCAGAUCACUGAUUAUCUGACCAAUGAAAGCAGGGAUUUCCUCAAGACAAACUACAACAACACCAACACCACCACCAACGAGUUCGCCACAGCGGCCUGGGACCUCAUCCAAACCAAACUGGAGUGCUGCGGGGUGGAAGGUAGUGCAGAUUACGCAGGCAAUACAUUCAUCGUUAACGACAACUUACCGUACCCGAAGUCCUGCUGUCCAAGUUCGGAAUGCAGCAACAACGUUGUGAGAUCUAAUGGAUGCCAAUCAGCAAUUGAAAAGCUGAUCUCAGACUAUGGUACCAUCAUUGGAGCAACUGCGGUAGGAGUAGCUUUCUUCGAGCUGUGUUGUAUGCUCCUUGCCAUCUGCGUCUGCAGGAACGUCGACUCCGAAGAUUAGUAAACGACUCGGCAGUGUAAAAAAAACAGCUAGCUUAACGUGUAGAAAGAAACAAGAGGCAUCUUGAUGUAAACAGUUUGAAAAUGUGUACACAAACGCUCAUAGGCUUGAGAGUUUUUCCCCCGUAAAAAAAAACAAAAAACGUGUGUGACCAGUCGGUUGGACACACGGAAACAACUUCCCAGCUUUUUUAGCAAUUUACAGUUCCAGGUAGGACAUUUCACCCCCGUUUAUUCCGCCCCAUAAAUGUGGUCUGAACGUGGUUUGACGAUAGUAUUUUCAUAUCACGUAAGACAAAAAAAUCACGGCGUGUGGUAAAGUCUGUGUUACCCGUUGGAAAACAAAGUAGAAACCAUGUAAAAAAAAAAAGAAACUAACAGGUCAGAUUUUUAAAGUAUUUGUAGAUAAGCCAUGUUACAGGUGAGACUUAAUGAGAUAUAUUAUUCAAACGAGUGCCUGUCUCACCAUUACCUCUAGAGGGCGUGCUUCAUGCUUUUUUUUAAACCGUCAGGUCAGGAUCACGGGAUAUCUGAACAAAAUAGUUUUAUUUUGAGAGAGAAUUGGAAAAAAAGGUGACGUACACAUUUUAGUUUUGUAAAUUAAUUCAUCCCCCCGAUUUACAAACGCUAGAAAUAGAAAAGAAAUGAGACUCUGUAAAUAUCGUUCCGGAAAAUAUAGUAGGGGAAAAUAUGAAGUGAUAAAAAUAUUUGAAUAUAGAUCGAACUUUUAGAACUUAAUGACCUUAAAACCUGUAGUAUUAACUCCAAUUGCCUUGUAGGUAGAAUUGCUAUGCGUGUUACUAUAAUGUGUCAUAUUAAGAAAUGCGACAAAUGGUGCGAAAAUGCUCUAAUGUGUAAGCAAAGAAGAUGUCUUUUUUUGUGCAUUUUAAGAACGAAAGUUCUCUUUUUUCUAUACCUGUAUUGACUUAUAUGGUAAUAUUUGUGACAUGUGGUAAAAUGUUCAUUGUCGUUGACAAAGUUUCUGUAAAAAAAAAAAAUUGGCUUAAGUAGGCGGCCAUUUUGGGGAGGACAAAGAAAAGAGGAAGGUGUUACGGUUUUAUUAGAUGGCCCUGUGUCAUGGAUAAAAUCAAUGGCCCUUUCACAUGGAUCAAUUCAUUCAUGUCAUCUGAUGUACGUGUAGUCGUUUCCUGUCCUGAGUGAGGGGCCAUCGCCAUGGCAACAAUGAUGUCAGGACUUACUGAAACAUUUUGUAAUCAUGGCUACCAGUAUGAAAUUUCCCUUCUUUUCUUUUUUUCUUCCCUUAAAAUGGCACAAAGAACUCUUUUUCGCUGUUCUACCUCGAUCUCGACUGAAGAAGAAAUUUUUAAAAAAGGGCUUCGUCUUGAUUAUAGAUUGACAAAGGAACACUGUCGUGAAAUAAAUAAAGGAUUUUGAAAUAGAAAUUGCAUGAUACACCGUGCCCUCUGGAGACGUGCACUGUAUGACUAAAUUGUACUGUAUGAAAUAUAGGCUAUGCAUACAUGUAUAGCUGAAGAAUGUCUUUAAAAGAAGUGAGUAUGUAUUCAUCUCCCAGAUAUCAGUGCUGGUGAUUGGUCAUUUAAAAUUCAAGGUCUCUGUCCUAAUUUGGAUUGACCAAUUGAAAGGUACUUCACAAAAGAUGCCGGUAUGACGGUGUUCCUUUGCUAAUAAGGCUCUCAGGCAGGGCACCUUGUAUGGUGCCAUUGUACAAAAAAAGCUGCAGCGUCUGCGUGCAUCUAGAAAUGUGUCCAAAACAAAGUGUGACGUGUAUUAGGAUCGUGUCUUUCAAAGUUUUAACGAGCAGCGGAGUUUUACGAAGGUGUGUUUCUUCAGGUACUGUAGGUUAAUGCAUUUCUGUACAUGUAGCUUACUAGUGUGUCAUAUCUGAAAAUAAGCCAAUGUUUUGAAACUGAUGCAUUUUGCGAGAUCAAGAAGUAGUCACAAUUGUAGUUUUUACGGAAGGCAGAACAGAAAUUAUGAGGAUACAUUUUUGGAACUGGUAGAGUGGAGAUGGCUUAUUCAGUGUCAGGUUAAAGACAUUAAAAUGCUUAACAGGGAGGGGGAACAUUGUACUUAUCUAAUCAUUCCUGUAAAUGUUUGUUCAAAGAGUAUAGUACAUGUACUUUCAAGAUUCCAGAUCUUUUGACAUUAAGUCAGUUGAUCAACAUUUCCUAGUAAUUUUUUAGAACCGACGUCGAUAACCGGAGUGAAUUGUGCUGUUCAAAAUCUGCAUCAUGGUUUUAAAUAUUCUGCAUAUUGAUUAGCGCUGUAAACUUGAAUAUUCACUGUUUUGAGUCAUUCUGAUAAUUUUUCUUUUUUUAGAGGCAUUGAAGUUCGUUCUUUAUUGUUACAUUGAGGAAAAUCUUGAGGCUCUUUAAUUUUGCGUGUAGAUUUUUUCAAGCUUGUGGCAAAAUGCUGCUUUUAAUUGUCAAUGAAUUUGGUCAUCCCUCCUUGUGAAGUUAAAUGGGAGAGUCCACUGUAACACCCGAUUGAGUGGGAAAAUCCAUUCCUAAAAAGCAGGGAUGUUCGCGGUCACAAAAAUAGAAAUACUGUAUAGUUUUGUUUGUGAAGAGAACACAUUUUGCACAGUCUUGUCUUAUUUGGAAUUCUUUUUGACUCGGCUAUUUUUUAAAUUUUUAUUUUCUCAAAUUUCUUUUCAAACAAAAAAUCUGCACAAAGUGAAAUCUUUUGGUUUUGUUGUAUUGAAAGCGAAUGUACAUUUAAAACAAAACAAAAAAGCGCAAUUGUUAGAAAGGAAAAAAAAAGUACUUAGUAUGUACUAUUAUAAGACAGUAGUCGUUUUAAUGAUUGGUAUUUAACCACACUUAUCCUAAACGUUGUAGUGACUAGACGGAAGGUUUUUCUUUUUAAAUGUCUUUAGAAAUAAGUGCAUGACUUCUUAAAGGAUUUUGUAUGUAUAUACUAGAACGAUUGUACUGUGUGUGUGGUUUUGGUGGCGUCAUAAAAGUAGCAUACUAAGUUCAGUAUUUAGGUGAAACUAUUUAAAAGUUAUAUUUUGUACUUUUUAUAUGUGGAGGCUGUAUCCAGGGGGGUAACAAAUAAACUAGGAGCAGAGAAAAUUGUCCUAAUUAACAGUAGUUGGGGCUUACACUUUCUGCAUUCACAGUAGAAGAAGUUAAAUUGAUGUUGAAGUUAUUUUUAAGGCAUUUGUUUUAUACUCUGCACGUACAGUCUACUGCUGUACUACUCUGUCAAACUGCAAGAAAGUUGAAGGCGGUCCUGAGCAUCAUGUCCGACAUUUAAACGACUGUCCAUUCAGAGUAGGUAACACACACUUUCCAAAAAAAAAUCGGAACAAUUUCACUGGUUCACACAAGUUUGUCAAGGUAGAAGCAAACGCCUCGUGUACACUGAGGCCACUGCUGUUGACAUUGUGAUCAAGUGUGUGGGUUUUUUUUAAAGACAGGAGCCAUCUUGGACUAGUUCCCAUAGAGCAUUAUAAAGAUCUCUAUUACUAAAUGCCGCCACAAUGUAGGCUCCAGCCUAUUGUGCAUCAAACAUAGCUGCUCCCUCAUUGUACACUCGGUGCAUGGUCAACUCCCAUGCUGUAUUUUUCCAGUACUUUCAGUGUUUAUGGAGAACGUUCCCUUUUUCUCGUUGUGCAAAAACUUGACUAUUUAACUGUAAUAAAAUUGUCCACAAUAUGGUAACUGUACUUUUAUGACAGAAUUUUUUUGGAGCUAUACUUGCACCGUUGUAUGUAUUCAGAACUUAAGUAUAGAACAAAUGUAGGGAUGCUGCAUUUUAGAACUUGGGUAUAUUCCACAAGCUGUAAACUCUUCAGUUCUACUUGAAGACGUGUCAUUGGUUGGUACUUGGUAUCACUGACCAAUCAAAAGAGCUGUAUUAUCACACCGUCUGUGGCACCAGUAUGUGUCGUUUGAUUGGUCAGUUUUGCUCAUAGCAAAGGCACGCAUUAAUUGGCAUGUGUGAAAUACUAACAGUGAGAAACAAAUAAAGCGAAAUAAUAUUUGUUUUCUUGUAUGAAAUACCCAGACAAAAUAUUUAAAACAAUUGCUGAAAGCUUAGAUUUGUGUAUAUUUACCCCACGUUUUGUUGUGAUACAGGGUCCUAUGUUGCUAUGGUGAUGUUUUGUAUGCUGUAAAAAUAAAACAAUUAUGAUAUAUUUUGUUUAUUCAUUUUAAUCCCUGUACACUAUUUGUUUUUGCUUAUUUUUAUUAUAGCUGAAGUAUAUUUUUUUUGAAUAGGAAUUAAAUUGUUGGAUUCGACUUCAGAUUUUUUUUUAAAACAAAUAUUGUAGCUUGGAAGUAGUUAAAGUAAACUAAUUUUGGAUAUUUUCAGUUUAAUAGUGGAAAAAAAGUACCCAGAUCAAUUUCAAUUGGCCCUUUUUUUGGGUUGCCUAGCAACCUGGACCCCCAACAAGUCAAGAUGGCCGCAUGCUGUCCUUGCCGGAAUGUUAAACUUUUAGUGCAUCUCCAACACUAAUUAUCCAAAAUUUUGUCUCGAACCAAAAAAGCAAUCUGGCAAUUCAGAUGUUGAACACAUUUUUGUGCAUCCUUUAUUUAAUACCCCUUUGAAACUUAUUUUUCUCAUUUAAAAAAAAAAAUUAUGUUGAAGAAACAUUUCAAACUGAGAUUCAUAUUAUGCAGUUAACAUAAAUCAUAAUCUUAAUAGAAGUAAAUAAUGGGAUAAAGUCUGGCAUUAUGAAACAUUUAAUAUGUCUGGUAAUUUUGUCAAAAGCUAAACAUUUUGGUCGGUCAGAAAUUUGAUGAUACAAUUUGACCUUUUAUUACUUUGGCGUCCUCCUUUUGUCAACUGAAUGAAAACCAUAAUAACGAUGCUGUAAAGAAUGGCAUAACAAAAAAAAAUGCUUUAAAAUUGUAAUAUGAAUUGUGUAGACCAACGUAAAUGUGAUUUUUGUCGUAAGUUGUAGACAUAAUGUAUGUUUCAUGUAUUCAGUAAGGAAAGGUGAAAUCGAAUAAAUAAAGGUGUAAAAAAUGUA